Molecule: messenger RNA, 2253 nt
Organism: Salvia splendens (bonfire salvia)
Lineage: Eukaryota; Viridiplantae; Streptophyta; Magnoliopsida; Lamiales; Lamiaceae
Product: polyadenylate-binding protein-interacting protein 7
Exons: 6
Coding region: 494-2008 (504 amino acids)
Source: RefSeq, a predicted model, not a curated record
AAUAGAUAAAGAAAAAUAAUGAGAGAGAGAGAGAGAGAGAGAGAGAGAGAGAGAGAGAGAGAGAGGAACCCUCAGCUCUGAACUCAAGAAAUAUUAAGUACAAGUAGAAAUGCAUCGAGAGAAUUUUCACAUUUUUCUGUGAUUUUGUACAGAUUCACUCACUCAAUAGCCCAAUCACUCUUUACUAUCUGAAUCCUAUCCUGUUUGGUUUCAAUUUCAAAACCCCAUUUUGCUGUUAUUGGAUGAAUUUAACUUGUUUUUGACAGUUGAUGAUUUAGAUGAGGGAAAGGGAAAAAAAAGAAAAAAAAAAGAAAGAGGUAGUUGAUGAUUUAUUUAACACGAACACAAAAUUUACCACUAUUGAUCGUUGUAAUGUUCGACUAGGCCGUUGGCCGUUGGAAUGGGAAUCAAUAUGUGUGACUUUGGAAUUUUUUUUUGAAGGAUUUACCCUUUUUUAAGUAGAGUUUCAUUAAGGGAGAAGAAGAGUGGUACAAUGAACUUGUCAGCAGCAGAGGCUGAUUCUGUAGCUAACAAGAAGCUCGGUGCUGAAGCAGCUUUGAAUCCGAAUGCUGCAGAGUUUGUCCCGUUUGCUCUAAGGUCACCGGCUACAAACAUGAAAAUUCUAGAGACGUCUCCAAAACUUACCGCAUCGGGAAAAUCUGUGUUAGAUAGGUCAGAGCCAUCAGUUUCAAAUACCUCCAACUCUGAAGAAGAGGCACAGCAGUACUGGUGUCACCAGCUCCCAGACGACAUCACUCCCGACUUUAAGCUGAUGGGGAUAGAUAACGAUGCCAACAUAGACUCAAGAUAUAUGUCUCUAACAAAUUGUGGCUUUACAUUGAAAGAUCAGCAAGCUUUUCCAGUUUAUCCCUUGGAUGGUAAUGCUCGUGCUGAAAAGCUGAGAUAUCCUGUCUCAUCCAUUGGAGAGUGUCUUCAGACGUCUUGGGACAGGAAAAUUCUCAGUGGCACUGAUGGCAGCACGAAUCAAGCUUUCGUGGCUGAAAUGUCGAAUGAGCAGUUAUUGUUGAACAAUGCGGACUUGUGCCGUCUUGAGUUUUUAGCCUCACAAUUUCCAUCUUUUUCUGCUGAAAGCAUUGCCGAUGCGUACUUGUCUAGUGGAGGUGAUCUGAACCUCACAAUCAACGUGCUUACUCAGCUCGAGCUCCGAGUUAACAGAGGCUCAACUCUUAGUCCAAAGGCUUUCUCCACUCCUAAUCUCAGCGCCUCGAGCCUUCCUCCUCCCCGUGUCCCAAAUGGUCAUAGUGGUUCAAGAAAGCCUGCUGGUGAAUAUCAGCAAAAUGUUAGGCCUAAUUGGCCUCCUGUCAAUAAUAGUUCUCGUCUUAUAAGAUCUUUCUUGAACAUCCCAUCACUAGCUGCUACAGAGUCUAGCAUCUGGAAAUAUGACAGAAACGGGUUAUCAGAUGCUAGACAAGUUCUGGCGAAGAGCAUUUAUGGCGAUAGGCUGCAAAGUCGGGGAUCACCUCUUACGUCUCCAGCCAGGCUUGACACCGGAAUAUCAUUUGCGAACAUGUAUCGUGAGAAGCGGGAGGAAGCUUGUGAUCAUGCACGUGUGCAUAAUGCAUAUAUCGAGCAGGCACGACAAGCAUACCUCGCUGGUAACAACACCCUAGCCAAGGAAUUGAGCAUGAUCGGACAGCUGCAUGGUGUGCAGGUGAAAGCAGCCAACGUUGAAGCUCAAAAAUCGAUCUACUAUCAUCAAAGGAAUUCGAAUAUCACGAACGGUGCAGAGCAAAUGAUCGACCUACAUGGUCUAAACGUGAGCGAGGCCAUUUUUGUGCUCAAAUGCGAGCUUGCUGUUCUAAGGAAUGCAGCAAGGUCAGUAGACCAACGAGUGCUCGUCUUGAUUGGUGUGGGGGCUGGUCAUCACACAUGGGGCUCGCCCACGGCUGCUAGACUUCCGGCUGCUGUACAACGCUACCUACUGGAGGUGGAGGGCCUCAACUACUCCGAGCCGCGGCCUGGGCUCCUUAGGGUUGUGAUAUACUGAACCAUCAAGGUUUAGGUGAAUUUUUUACACUUUGAAAUAGUUUGGGGGAAAAUGGAAUUUUUGUGGUGUGUAAAUGGGAGGAAAAUGUAGGGAAUUUUCUGCACAGGUGAAAAAGGUAACCCAAUUUUUUUUUGAACCAAUUGUUUUUGCUUUUUUAUAUGCAGACUUGCAUAAUAGAAUUCAUUCAAAUGAUAAACACACAAGCUUCUAAUCUCUCUCUCAAUAAAUACUGUACUUUUAUUUUA